Molecule: messenger RNA, 4115 nt
Organism: Oncorhynchus keta (chum salmon)
Lineage: Eukaryota; Metazoa; Chordata; Actinopteri; Salmoniformes; Salmonidae
Product: probable carboxypeptidase X1
Exons: 13
Coding region: 57-2324 (755 amino acids)
Biological process (GO): proteolysis
Molecular function (GO): zinc ion binding; metallocarboxypeptidase activity
Source: RefSeq, a predicted model, not a curated record
UACGGAGCGCUUGUGGGUUUAAGUGGACAGCUCUAUGUUUCAAGCACAGAAAGAGAAUGGCCAAGAUAUUGUGCAUUUUGUCUGCAAUAGUUUUUGUCGUGAAAACGGACGAGGUCAGCGAAUUUAAUGCAACUGUCCCAGCCGUUAACAUGACAUUGAACUCUACUGUUAACAGAACGAUAGCUUUUAAGACGCCUGUGUUCUCAUUAUUCUCCACCACCACCACCACCGCAGCCAAUAAACCAGUUUUGGGAAAGAAAAAUAUGCGAAAGAAAACUGCAGAUGACAAGCGCAUCGAUCAAGACGAGGAUGGAAAACAUGACACCACAAAUGGCACAGCAGACGCAAAGAAAGAACCUGACUGUCCCCCGCUGGGUCUGAAGUCACUGAGGGUUGAUGACAGCCAGUUCCAGGCUUCAUCCUACCUGCGUAUGGGACUUGGCCCUCACAGGGCAAGACUCAAUAUACAGUCAGGUAUCGAGGAUGGAGACAUGUAUGAUGGCGCGUGGUGUGCUAAGUAUGAGGACCAGCACCAGUGGCUGCAGGUGGAUGCUCUGCGCCCCACGCUGUUCACAGGAGUCAUCCUGCAGGGACGCAACUCCAUCUGGAGCUGGGACUGGGUUGAAACCUACAAAGUGCAGCUGAGUAACGACUCCGAGACCUGGAAGACCUGCAUGAACGGAGCAGAGGAGGCGGUGUUUGUUGGAUCCCGAAAUGAACCUGAGACACCCUAUCUGGCCCUCUUCCCUCAGCCCGCGGUGGCUCGUUGGAUCCGCAUCAACCCCCAGACCUGGUACUGGAACGGGACAAUCUGUCUCAGAGCAGAGGUACUGGGAUGCCCCCUCCCAGAUCCGGACAACGUUUGGCAACACUUCUCUGAAAAACUGUCUGGCUCUAAAGAUAACCUGGACUUCAGACACCACAACUACAAGGAGAUGAGGAAGCUGAUGAAGGCUGUGAAUGAAGAAUGCCCUCGUAUCACUCGCAUCUACACCAUUGGGAAGAGCUACACCGGACUGAAGCUGUACGUCAUGGAGAUCUCUGAUAACCCCGGAAAACAUGAACUAGGUGAGCCAGAGUUCCGCUAUGUGGCAGGUAUGCAUGGCAACGAGGUGGUUGGCAGAGAGCUGGUGCUGAACCUCAUGCAGUACAUCUGUCGGGAGUUUAGACGAGGCAACCCACGCAUCGUCCGUCUGGUGACCACCACACGUAUCCACCUACUGCCGUCUAUGAACCCUGAUGGAUACGAAACAGCCUUUGAAAAGGGGUCAGAACUGGCAGGUUGGGCUCUGGGGCGCUACAGCUACGAGUGGGUCGAUAUGAACCACAACUUUCCCGACCUGAACAAUAUCAUGUGGGACGCCAAGGAGAAUGACACAGACAUGGUUAAAACAGCCAACCACUACAUCCCCAUACCAGAGUACUACACUAAAGAGGAUGCCUUCGUGACCCCAGAGACUCGUGCAGUCAUCAGCUGGAUGCAGGACAUCCCCUUUGUCCUGAGUGCCAACCUCCACGGGGGAGAACUGGUGGUUACCUACCCCUUCGACUGCACCCGGGACUGGGCCCCUCAGGAAAACACCCCUACAGCUGACGAUAGUUUCUUCCGCUGGCUGGCCACGGUCUACGCCUCCACCAACCUGGUCAUGGCCAACCCUGAUAGGAGGAUCUGCCACUCUGAAGAUUUCCAACAGCACAACAAUAUCAUUAACGGAGGAGCCUGGCACACCGUCCCUGGGAGUAUGAAUGACUUCAGCUACAUGCACACUAACUGCUUCGAGGUGACAGUGGAGCUGUCGUGUGACAAGUUUCCUCACGCCAGCGAGCUUCCUACAGAGUGGGAGAACAACAAGGAGUCUCUGCUUGUCUACAUGGAGCAGGUUCACAGAGGCAUCAAGGGAGUGGUGAGAGACAAGAUGACGAAGAAAGGCAUUGCAGACGCCAUUGUGAAAGUGGAAGACCUGGACCACGACAUACGAUCAGCGGCUGAUGGGGACUACUGGCGUCUGUUGAACCCUGGGGAAUACAAAGUCACAGUGUGGGCGGAGGGAUACAUUCCCUCCAUGAGGCGGUGCAACGUCGGGACCGAAGCACGCCCCACCAUCUGUGACUUCAUCUUGAUCAAGACUCCACGGCAGAGGAUGAACGAGAUCCUAGCUAAAGGAGGGAGGUUACCCCAGGAUCUCCAACUGAAGCUGAGAGCACUGAGGCUCCGGAAACUAAGAGCCUCCACCAAGGCCAUCAAUCAACGGAGGAAGAACAGCCGCAAGGCCAGGAGAACACGGUUCGCUAGGGCACCACGCCCUCUCACACCCCUGGCCUGAGAGACAGCGUCUCUAAUGACACCCUAUUCCCCACAUGGCUCUGGUCAAAAGAAGUGCACUAUAAUAGAGAAUAGGGUGCCAUAGGCCUCUGGUCUAAAGUAGUGCACUAUAUAGAGAAUAGGGUUCCAUAGGGCUCUGGUUUAAAGUAAUGCACUAUAUAGAAUAGGGUGCCAUAGGGCUCUGGUCUAAAGUAGUGCACUAUAUAGAGAAUAGGGUGCCAUAGGGCUCUGGUCUAAAGUAGUGCACUAUGUAGAGAAUAGGGUGCCAUAGUGCACUACUUUAGAUCAGAGACUAUGUAGAGAAUAGGGUUCCAUAGGGCUCUGGUAUAAAGUAGUGCACUAUGUAGAGAAUAGGGUGCCAUUUGGGACUCAACUUGAGGCUUUGAAACGACCGGGGUGUUUGAGAUGGACUACAUUGUAGUCAGCGACUACAGACAGACUGAAAUAUAAAACGUCAAUGAGAAGUCAUUUUUAGAAAGGCGAUUUGUAAAUCCGACUGCAAUGUAGUCGAUCUGAAACAAGACACAGCGGCUUCAACACAAGUCUGUAUUCCCAGUGAAUGUUAUGAUGUCAGAUUUGAAUAGCAGAGGACAGGGAGAUUUAAUGUGCUCUAACUAGCUUGUUGGGACAGUGGUCAACAUGGUCAGUUGUUUGUUAAAAAGGUAGAGAGAUAAUGAAGUUGAUGAGGCUGUAUCUUUACAUUGGUAGGAAUAUUUCAUACCUUCUAACUAGUUGUUUGGCUUGUUGGGAAAGUGGUCAACAGUAGCUAGGUUUCCAUCCAAUUGGCGACAGAUUUUCAUGCAAAUAUAUAUAUUUUUAAAUCUGCAUAAAGAAAAUCUGCAUAUUUUCCCACCAGUGGAUUUGUUGCGGAUAAAACGUCAGUCCGUGAUGACGUGAUGACGCACAAAUAGUACUUUUUCACUUAAAAGGUUUUCAAGUUACCGAAUUAAAAAUCAAAAGUUCAUAGUUUUUUUCCAUCGCAUUUUCAACUCGUAUCGAUAGUUUGUUGCGCUGAAUAGCACACUCACGUGCGCACUCCAGCCGACAGCUCGGGUAGAGCCAUCUAUCUACACGAUGAGAUUAUUAUGGAUCAGGGAGAAGAUAUGUUUGUUGUUGUCGACCCGGCAGUCAAGCAUCGAUCAUCAUGUCACCAGACCGUGGUAUUGUGAAGGAGCGUCCAGCUCACAGCAUCCAUUCACCACCCUGCGUUGUUCAUCAGAAGUCUCAGUUCAUCUGUAGCCUAAUAAACUACAUGGUUUCCCGGAGUCGUAGUGAGAGGACCACACGCCAAUAUCAUCUCGUGACUCCCAACUUUACUUUGAUACGGUUCGAUAACAAUUAUAUCAAUAUUUGCGCAUAAAAGACGCCAUUUCUCGCAUAAUUUAAAUUUUCCCGACAAAAAAAAAAGAUGUGUGAACGAAACAAAUUGUCUGUCGACAUUUAUAAAAUUGUACUGAAACGACCUGUUUCCAUCACAGCUUCAAUUUGUCAUUUUUUUGUUUAUAUACGGUAUGACUUUACUGAAAUAGACACUGUGAAUGGAAACGUGGUUAAUGACAAUAGGAGUCUGCAAGACGGCACAAAUAGAUCUGGGACCAGGCGUGUGAAUAUUCAGUUUAGUUUAUCCUCGCCACUGGUCUUUAGUACAGCUGUUUUUACACUAACUAUCAACAAUAUAGAAGAAGGCCUUUUAUGAUGACGAGGGGAGGCCCACGGCAGUAUCAGCUGGCCUGAUACGUUGUAUAUCAUUGUGUGUUUUGACUAUUUCAUUAAAGGACAAUUUGGGUAGAAA